UCAAGCCAAACGGCACAAAAACAACAGGAUACUAGACUUUAGGUGUGUACACUGGAAUGGAGAAAAUUACUCAAAAAGCUAGUCCUCACCACUAGAAUUUGUUUAUAUUUGGUGCAAUCUGCCUUCUAAAUGUAGCAAGACUUUCUAUAGUUGCUAAUCUAUAACUAAAUUUCAGAUCCCUGAGAUUUAGUUGUAAGCAAUGAGAUCUAUUAUUAUUAUUAGCAUGUUUCAGAUACUUGUUGCAUUUCUUGUUUUAGCGAAAGCGAAAAAUUUUAGCAAUGAGACUGACCUUUUGUCUUUGCUGGACAUAAAAGCCCAUAUAACUGCGGCUGAUAAUCUAACGCAAGUCACCAGCAAUUGGAAUGAUUCUAACCACUUCUGUCUGUGGAAGGGUAUCACCUGCAGUAGACGACAUAACAGAGUCAUAGCGUUGAAUUUGAGUUCCUCCAAUCUUGUUGGCACCAUCUCUUCCUCCAUUGGAAACCUUACUUUCCUUAGGGAACUAUACCUCUCAAACAAUGGCUUUCAUGGAGUGAUACCCUUAGAGAUUGGUCAGCUUUCUAGGCUGGAGGCCAUUGAACUUGAUGGUAACUCAUUAGAAGGGGAGAUUCCAUCAAACAUCUCUGGAUGCCAUAACCUGUCAUUCAUUAAAUUUGAAAGAAAUCUGCUUGUAGGCCAUGUUCCAUGGGAAGCUCUUGCCUCUUUAUCGCAGUUGACAUGGCUUUCUAUUGGCAACAACAACUUGACAGGGACUGUUGUUCCAGCAGGUAACUUGUCUUCAUCUAUUGAAGUUAUUCUUGUAGAUAACAACAAGUUGGAUCAAACAUUACCUGAUUCAAUUGGCCGCCUGAAGAACUUAAAAGUCCUCGACCUCAGCCUCAAUUACUUUCACGGGACAGUUCCUUUGUCCAUUUUAAAUCUUUCCUCACUCGUCAGUGUCGGUUUGUCGGGUAACAAAUUAGAGGGAAAACUUCCCAAGAAUCUAGGAUUGGCCUCUCAAAACCUUGAAUCCUUUAUUAUAUGGGGAAACAAAUUUACAGGGGCUAUUCCUCGAUCACUUUGGAAUGCCUCGAACCUUCAACAAAUAGAUUUGAGUCAAAACAUGUUCACGUCUUGGUUUUCUUAUGAGAUUGGCUUCUUGAAGGAACUUCAAUUUAUAAAUGUGCAAGAAAAUUUUCUGGGAUCUGGGGGAGAACGCGAUCUUGAUUUCAUGACAAAUUUGGUCAACUGCAGUUCUCUAAGAGUAUUAUAUCUGGCUGAAAACAAUUUUGGCGGACUAUUGCCCAAUUCCAUAGCAAACCUCUCUUCAAAUCUUCAACACCUAUUCAUUGCGUAUAACCAGAUUUCUGGAAGCAUUCCACAAGGUCUUGGUGAACUAACGCAACUGAAUCUUCUUGGUAUGUUUUAUAAUCAACUCGUUGGCCCUAUUCCUUCUUCCAUAUGUAAGCUUAAAAAUCUGCAAGAUGCUGGAUUUGGUAAGAACAUGUUGUCUGGGGAAAUCCCAUCAUGCAUUGGGAACUUGACGUCAAUAAACAAGCUUUGGCUAGAGCAAAACAAACUUGAAGGUAGCAUUCCAUCAAGCAUUGGGAAUUGCCAGAAUUUGUUAUUGCUUCAACUUUAUGGUAACAAACUCAGUGGUAACAUUCCCCGUGAACUGAUGAGUUUGUCAUCCCUCUCGAUUUCUUUGACACUUGACGGAAAUCGCUUCAAUGGUUCUAUUCCCCCAGAAAUUGGCAACUUGAGGAAAUUAGUUAAGCUAAAUCUUUCCAAUAACGAAUUAUCUGGUCCAAUCCCUAGUAGCAUAGGCGGCUGUCAAGAUCUAAUAAAACUUUAUUUGGAUCACAAUUUCUUCCAAGGAUCCAUUCCCGAGACUCUCAAGUUCUUGAGAGGCAUUGAGGUAAUCGACCUUUCCCACAACAAUCUCUCGGGUGUGAUUCCAUCUCCCCUAGGUAAGCUUCCGUUCUUGAUGAAGUUGAAUCUUUCUUUCAAUGAUCUCCAAGGAGAGAUGCCAGUGGAAGGAGUUUUCACCAAUGCAACUGGAAUUUCAGUUAUUGGGAACAACAAGCUCUGCGGAGGAUUGCCUGCACUGAAUUUGCCAAAUUGUCAUAAAAGUGAGCCUAAGAAAAAUAUAAACAUAAGUAGGCUUGUGCUUAUAGCCAUCUCUUCAUUUUGUGGCCUCUUAGGAAUAUGUUUGACUCUGUAUUGUUUGAAGUUAAAACGCAUCCCAUCUCCUCAAAUUCUAACAAUGGACAAUCUACCUGUCUCCUUCAGAGAGCUAUACAAAGCUACCAAUGGAUUUUCUCCAGAGAAUUUGAUUGGGAAAGGAGGAUAUAGUUCUGUGUACAAAGGAGUUCUUGAGAAAAGCAAAGAAACAAUCGUUGCAAUCAAGGUACUCAACCUAACAAUCAUAGGAUCAUCGAAGAGCUUCAUUGCCGAAUGCAAAGCUCUCAUAAACACAAGACAUCGAAACCUCAUCAAAGUCCUGACUUGUUGCUCGGGUGUUGAUUUUGAAGGCAAUGAUUUCAAAGCCCUUGUAUUUGAGUUCAUGCCAAAUGGGAGUCUCGACAUGUGGCUGCAUCCACUUCAAUCAAAUGCCAACUAUUUGAUUGAGGAGAUGAGAAGUUUGAGUUUCUUACAACGCCUGAACAUAGCAGUGGAUUUGGCCUAUGCUUUAGAUUAUCUUCAUAAUCAAAGCCAAACACCCAUCAUACAUUGUGAUGUAAAGCCGAGCAAUAUUCUUCUCAAUUCCGACAUGGUUGCUCAUUUGAGUGACUUUGGCUUGGCGAGGUUUUUCAAACAACUCGACAAUUCAAGUUCUUCCAGCUCCACCGGUGUUGGGCUUAAGGGAACAGUCGGUUAUGCUGCACCAGAAUAUGGAAUGGGAAGCGAAGUAUCUGCACGUGGAGAUGUAUACAGCUAUGGCAUCGUUCUGUUGGAGAUGAUUACAGGAAAAAGGCCAACGGAUGAGAUGUUCAAAACAGGCCUAAAUCUUCAUAAGCUAGUAGAAAUGGCUUUGCCUGAGCAGGAAAUGGAGAUUUUGGAUUCGGAACUUCUCUUAGAGAUGGAGAACGAGAGUAACGAUAGAAGAAGACCAAAGAAGGAGAAAUUACAUGAAUGCUCGAAGAGGAUACUGAGAAUUGGAUUAGCUUGCUCAAUGGAAACACCGAAAGAGCGAAUGGACAUUUCUGAUGCACUGAAAGAGCUUCAGUCAAUUCAAAGUGAGCUCUGAGCAUGUGUUGCGAAUAUGAGAUUAUCAUCUUCUUACUAUUUCUAUUUCUGUUUUCAAAUAAUCUAAUAGAUUGAAUGCCAAUAAAUGCAUGUAAGAAUUGGAGAGAGACGUUCAUCAAAUUCUCCGUCAAUUACAUUAACACUUACCUGAUAAUCCUU
Messenger RNA from Impatiens glandulifera, 3387 nucleotides. Its product is annotated as receptor kinase-like protein Xa21. Gene Ontology annotation, biological process: protein phosphorylation. Gene Ontology annotation, molecular function: ATP binding; protein kinase activity; protein binding. The record is from RefSeq and is a predicted model, not a curated record. Lineage: Eukaryota; Viridiplantae; Streptophyta; Magnoliopsida; Ericales; Balsaminaceae. The transcript is spliced from 2 exons. The coding region runs from base 200 to 3229 and encodes 1009 amino acids.